Bubalus bubalis (water buffalo) is the source of this 4743-nucleotide messenger RNA. RefSeq names its product zinc finger protein 420. Gene Ontology annotation, molecular function: DNA-binding transcription repressor activity, RNA polymerase II-specific. Lineage: Eukaryota; Metazoa; Chordata; Mammalia; Artiodactyla; Bovidae. Gene Ontology annotation, biological process: negative regulation of transcription by RNA polymerase II. The record is from RefSeq and is a predicted model, not a curated record. Bases 924 to 3671 code for a protein of 915 amino acids. The transcript has 6 exons.
UAAGCAAACUUCCCAUGUUUAAACCUUCUUCUCGGGAUAUCAAUCCGACAGACCUUGUGCUUCUAGAAGUUCCAACCCCAAAUGCUCACACUGUUUAGAGGUCUCAGGUGUGCUGGGUGUGGUAUCUCUAGCUCAGGGCUACUGAAAAUGGAUCUUGGGAAAGCAGCAUCAGCACCAGCAGGAAACUUUAGUUAAAGACUCGUUUCACGGGUUCCACCUCAAACCUCCAGAUUCAUAACUUCUUAGACUGGGGCCAUGAUCCCAAAGAUUUUCUUCAUUUUCAAGGUUCAGAAAAAAACCAUUCAGCCAGGUGGUGUCCCAUCAAGAUCACGUGACCAGUGUUAAGAAAUGACCUCACCGGUACCCUCCUCACAGACUUCUCAAUUGGCCCCGUGUGAACAUCAGUGUGGCUUUUAGGAAGUGGCUCUAGGGAAUUGUAAGGGGAGGCCCAGGUUAAGCACAUGGCUUUCUGGGUAUGAUUGUGAGUUCAGACCAUGCUUUAGUCCGAGGACAGGCAACAAGUUCUACUCUCCAUGGGCUUUGAAGGAGCAAGUCAGUGCAACCCACACACUGCAUGUUGGCAGAAUUUGUGGGGGUAUUUAUAUGAAGAGAGAAGUGUUGACAACAAGGAAAAGCCCAUAGAUUGAUCACAUAGGAGCUGAUUGUUCCCAAAUCUCUCCUGAGACAAAAGACAGGAGAGUGUGGCCUUUUCAGCUUUUCAAUGUCCUUCUGCCUGUAGGUAUGUUGGGAGCAGGCAAGGAGCUAUGCUGACACCUUUGAAGGCGCAAUCUCACGAAUCUAUUGUGAUUCUUCCACAUAACCUUGAUGAGAAAAUGAUCCAGGGCAGGAGGAAGAAGAGGAAGAAAUGGCAGCUUCUCAGUCCUCUUUGUGGAGUAAAGGAAGAAUCCCUGGGCUAGGUGUGAAUGAAUGAAGCAGAUGACACAGAGAGCCAAGAUUUUGGCAAAAACAUCCCCAGAGAAGAGGCAGAGCAGGAGGAAGAAGAUGAAAUGGCAGCUUCACAGGGACGGCUGACGUUCCAGGAUGUGGCCAUAGACUUCACCCAAGAGGAGUGGGAAUGCCUGGACCUUGGUCAGCGGGAAUUGUACAGGGACGUGAUGUUACAGAACUACAGGAACCUGGCCUCCUUGGCAGGUUUUGUGGUCUCUAAGCCAGACCUGGUCACCUUUCUGGAACAAAUGAAGUAUCCCAGGAAUAUAAGGAAAGUUGAGACAACAGCCAUAUACACAGCUAUGUCUCCACAAGAUACCCAGAAUUUGAUGCCAAAAAAUCCAGGGUUAAAAGAUUUAUUCUCAAAAGCAAACCUACAAAUAUAUGAAAGAUUUCACCUCAGAAACUUAAAUUUAAUGAAAAACUGGGAAUAUAUGAGGGCAUAUGAAAGACAGAGAGGAUAUUUAUAUGCAUAUAAAGAAAUUGAGACAGUUACACAUAAUACGAACAUUACUGCAAAAACAUAUGAGCAACAUGAGUCGAAUUGGGAAAAACACCAAUUUCAGUCUUCAACAUCUGCCAAGAAGUAUAAGAUUUUAAGAAAAGAUUUACAUCAUUUUUUGAGACAUACAUGUUCUCUGAAGGGAAACGUUGAAAAUUUGGAAGAUAAUCUAGUCUCUACUGCAAAUACUUGUUCAAAAAAUUCUCAAUAUAGGCUUAGAUUAAACAAACAUUCAAGCGUGUCUGAACACCAGAAAUUUAACAAUGAGGGGGAAAACCCACAAUAUAAUGAAUUUGAGGGAUCCGUGAGCAGGGGGUCAUUAUUCUUCCCCCAAAAGAUAUUUUUUCUCCAUUCCAAGAUGUAUAAUGUUGAUAAUAAUGGAAGAGAUAUAACCCAACCAUCAUUGUUCAAUACAUAUCAUGAUAUGGUUAAUACGGAACAACUUUCCAUGUGUAAUAAAAUGAGUCAGGCCUUAAGUGAGUGCUCCAGCCCCAAUAAUUACCAGAAUAUUUAUGAUGGAGUGAGAGGGUAUUCAGGCAAUGAAACUGGGUGUAAAGUUGAACGAGACUUACUUAUGAAACAUCAGGGACCUGAAUCUUCACAGAAGGAUUCUAAAAGUAAUAAAUGUAGAAAUAUCUUUUAUCAGAUAUCAGGUCUUCCUCUAUGUAAGAGUACUCAUACUGGAAUGAAGACUUAUAACUGUAGUGAAUAUGGUAAAAAUUCUAAUCUGUCUUCAGAAUUUAUUCAAAAGCAGACUAUUCAGAAUCCACAGAAAGAAAACAAGUGUAAGAUAUGUGGGAAAGUCUUUAGUAAGUCAUCCAAUCUAAGUAAACAUUGGAAAAUCCAUACAGGAAGGAAACCUUUCAAAUGUACAGAUUGUAGCAAAGCGUUUAACUGUCGUUCACGUCUUACUCAACAUCAGCGAAUUCACACUGGAGAGAAACCUUAUAAAUGUAUAGAAUGUGGCAAAGCCUUUAUUUACAAUUCAAGUCUUAUUCAACAUCAGGGAAUUCAUACUGGAGAGAAACCUUAUAAAUGUACAGAAUGUAGCAAAGCGUUUAUCCGUCACUCAUUUCUUACUCAGCAUCAGCGAAUGCAUACUGCAGAGAAACCUUAUAAAUGUACGGAAUGUGGCAAAGCCUUUAAUCGCAACUCAACACUUUCUCAGCAUCAGCGAAUGCAUACUGCAGAGAAACCUUAUAAAUGUACGGAAUGUGGCAAAGCCUUUAAUCGCAACUCAACACUUUCUCAGCAUCAGCGAAUUCAUACUGGAGAAAAACCUUAUAAAUGUAAAGAUUGUGGCAAAGCUUUUAUCCGAUGUUCAUAUUUUACUGAACAUCAGCGAAUUCAUACUGGAGAAAAACCUUAUAAAUGUAAAGACUGUGACAAAGCCUUUAUCCGUUGCUCACGUCUUACUGAACAUCAGCGAAUUCACACUAGGGAGAGACCUAAUCAUUUUACAGAAUGUGGCCAAACCUUUAUUCAGAGUUCAACUUUAACUGAACAUCAUCGAAUCCAUGCUGGGGAGAAACGAUACAAAUGUAAAGAAUGUGGCAAAACCUUUAUUACAAGUUCAUAUCUUACUAAACAUCAGCAAAUCCAUACUGGGGAGAGACGGUAUAAAUGUACAGAAUGUGGCAAAGCCUUUACUCGGAGCUCAAAUCUUACUCAACAUCAGCGAAUUCAUACUGGAGAGAAACCUUAUAAAUGUACAGAAUGUGGCAAAGCCUUUAAUCAGAACUCAAGUCUUACUCAACAUCAGCGAAUGCAUACUGGAGAGAAACCCUACAAAUGUGAAGAAUGUGGCAAAGCCUUUAAUCACAACUCAAUUCUUACUCAACAUCAGCGAAUUCAUACUGGGGAGAGACCUUAUCAUUGUACAGAAUGUGGCCAAGCCUUUAUUCGAAGUUCAGCUUUAACUGUACAUCAUCGAAUCCAUACUGGGGAGAAACCAUACAAAUGUACAGACUGUGGCAAAGCCUUUUAUACGAGUUCAGAUCUUUCUAAACAUCACCGAAUUCAUAUGGGGGACAAACGUUAUAAAUGUACAGAAUGUGACAAGGCCUUUAUUAACAGUUCUAGUCUUACUAAACAUCAGCAAAUCCAUCCUGGGGAGAGACCAUAUAAAUGUACAGAAUGUGGCAAAGCCUUUAAUCAGAACUCAAUUCUUACUACACAUUUGCAAGUUCAUACUGGAGAGAAACCUUAUAAAUGUACAUAAUGUGGCAAAGCCUUUAGUCAUAAUGGUCAUCUCACUAAACAUCUGAAAACACACACCGGAGAGAAACCCUAGUAAUGGAACAAGUGAUGCGCCCUAAACAUGCAUCAGAAAACACAAGAGUUUAUGCAAGAAACCUAUGGAAAUGAUGUCACAAAUAUGUAGAAAGGUAUUUAAUCAAAAAUCAAAAAUAAAUAUCAGAGACUACAUACUAGAAAGCUUUUCAUCAAUCCUCUUUUCUGAAGUUUCUAUGAAGGAGAAUUACUGUAGAGAGCAAUCCAUAGUUAAAACACAUAGAAAAUGGGUAUAUUAGCAUGUAUCAUGAGAUGAAGAUUGAUGAUUCAAAAAUUAAAAUUAUUAGCAAUGUAUCCUUGUUUAUAAUCACAUGAUUUGGAUUAUUUGAAAACCAAAAUGAAUGUAAUUCAAUGUUCAAAUAAUGCAUAAUGUUUUUCAUUUCUAGUGUGAAUGAAUACAUAGGUUUUUGAUGGUUUAUGCUUCAAAAAUUAGCCUUUUUAUAUUGUGUUGAAACCAUUUCUAUCUAUUCUCCAUUAGAAGAUGAAGGAUACUGUAAUGUAAAAUGGACAAUGACCAUCUAAAUGGGGGUGUUUGUCAUUGAUGUGAAAUAUCCCUGGAGUUGUCAUGAUGUAAGUGAUCGUGGAAUCUUUCCAUGUAUUAAAGUAAGACAGAUGGUGGUUCUAAAUUUUCAGUAGUUAUAUCACUUGAUUUGUAAGCAGAACACAAUGACAGUUCACGGCAAUAUUGAUAUAUGUUUAUAAUAUCAACACAAGUCAUGAAUAUUACUUGACAAUGUUAGGACAGCUUCUGUGAUAACCUAGAAAUGUAUUAGAAACCCUUCCUGGAAAAGGCAUGUAACUAGUGUAUAUCAUGUUUACUAAGUGUUUCCUAGGCUAUGUUUUGUAAGCAGUAAAAAUACAAUCUUUACAGCAUUAUAUGAGAAAAUGAAUAUCUUUCUUUGUACUUCUCAUCUGUAUGUAAUUUGUAAAAGGUUUUAUUUCAACUAUGUGUGAAAUUAAUACAUGGUUAUUAAUAAAAGUGAAUGGUUUUUAGUGUUUCA